ACCUUAUUUACUCUUAUUCUCUCCUAAAACACCGUCUAAGGUCCAAAACCUCCUCAAAAAAGCGUAAAAUUUAAGUUAAGUUAUUCUAAACAGUGUGUUUUGAUCAUUUCAAUCAAGAAAAUGUAGUGAAUUCGUGAAAAACUGGAUUUUCAUCGAAAGUGGUGUUAAUUCGUUAUUACGCUGCGGCAAUGAGACACGAAAAUGUCUGAGCGGACGGAGCGAAGCAAGAUGAGCAAAGCUCUGGGCGCGCUCAGUGGAGGGGAGGCGUGUGGGGCGCGAUGGACCCUCGGGGCACUUCUCCUGGCCCCACUGGCUGCUGCCAACUCCAGCUACUGUGCUGUGCCCGCUGUCAUGUUACUGGCUAUUUUUAUAACUAUUGCCACAUUCACAUGUAAAGACCUCAAGAAACUGGCCGAGAUACUACCACCACCUAAAACAUCUAGAGGCCGUCGGGAGCGCAACGUCCGUUCUUUCGCAGACUUCAUGGCGAUGUGGAUGACUUUCCUGUCACACCUGGUGGCUGUGGCUAUAUGUGCGCGUAUUCUGAGCGCUACGGCAGACCAUGUGACUGGCGGACGCACGAGACGGUGGCUGUUUGGAUAUGAGACGCGAGCUCUGGGGGAGCCCUGGCCUGAUGUCCUCGGAGUCACUGUCGUAAUGGUCGUCUGUGCAAUGUUCAUGUGCGGGUUGGAGGAAAGCAUGAUGUUCACCUUUAUGCUGUUAAUUCUGCUGUACAUAUUUAGCCAGUUCUUCGCCAUAUUCGGUCUAAUUAAUUUCGAUAUUGCCAAUAUCAACAUGCCAAUACCGAUCACUGUAUAUGAGCUAUUUGCAGCAGGUGCACCAAUAUCUUAUGCGUUCAAUGUAAUACUUCCCAAAGACAAUGGAACACUCAAGAAAAAUCUUUUCCUCAUGAUCGGACUACCCACAAUAGUACUUUCAGGAUUAUGUUUCCUCUACACUAAUAUGCUAAAAGGGAACAGUAUCGAUGCAGCCUUGCCAGUGACUACUCUACUAGAAGCAAGGGCUGCGGGCUGGGUCUGCCCAGUAUUGGCCGCCGUGACCGUGGCCGGCAUUUGCCUAGCCUUGACUGAACUGUGCCCCUUACUUUUCACUGUCCUAGUGGCACUCGCUUCGCCCGAGUGGAAGGUGCUAACUAGGUCAAUGACGUAUGAGAGCACUACCACUGGCAGUCCAGUCCUUGCAGUUUUUACCGCUGGAAGUUUGGCAGCGAUACUUGCGUUUGCGUGUCCCCUGUCACAUAUGAUCACUCUGAUGAAUGCGAGCCACCUGCUCGGGAUAUCGAUACAGGCGUUGCAUUUUAUUAUCAUGCGCACCGUGCCUACAGCCGAACAGAAGGAAGCUGGUGAUAUUGAAUACAAGCGCUUAGGAAGGGAAGCCGCGCGAGGAUCUAAACCAUCUGGAAGUAAGACAAAACGUGGCCUCUGGUUCAUUCCCUCAGCUAUUCGACACACUAAGACUUUGGAGAGUAUCAAGUCAAAAGUUACCAAAGAAACCGAGGAAAGAGAGUGCCUUCUCCUAGAUGAGUAUGCAGGUUGUCCAACGGAAGAGAAUGAUCCGACUAGUAGCUGUAGCGGCGUGCCAAUAGCCACGGCCGAAGUGGAUGUCAUAUCUGACGCUGAAGCCAGUGAGCAGGAGAUGUCUUCCGGCGACGACUCUACGGACAUCGAUGCUGUCGUCAAAGAAUAUCGGGAUAGAAUACAAGUGGUGACUUCGGUGCCUGAAUCUACCGCACCGUCUCCACCAUGCGUGCGAGGCUCCCGGUGGUCAGCAGCAGGCGCCGUCGUCCAACUCAUCGCUGAUUCUCUCAUAGCAGCCGCCUUUUGUAACGAAGCCAUCAGGAUACCCAUGUUCGCUACGGGGAUACCACUAUGGCUGACUGGCACCUUCAUCUGCGCGUGGCAGCCCGCUCACAACCUGGGCAUGAGGAAGGCGCAAAGUAUUCAGGGACCUAUAACGAUGCUUACUGCGCUGCUAUUCCUGACUCCGUUGCUACUUGAUUCGUGGCCGGCUAUAACACUUUUCGCAGGCGCUGGUGUAGUGAUAUACGCUCGGUGUGAGCGUUGGUGCGGAGACCUGGCGGUGCAGCAAGCUCGCAGCCACAUGGAGAGACGCAAGCUCAGGCCCGUGUCGGCGACGGUCCCGCUCAGCGGCGCCCGCCUCACUCACAUAGACACCGUGUAUAUAGCCAGAUGACAUGAAGAUGACUCGGACACGAGUCUGGAUAAUUUAUUAGACGCGGAGGAAGAGGAUCCUGACGGUGAAUGACAGCAAGCUGAAGCAAUCAUUAUCAUCGCUCCUUAAUCAUCUCAUUGUGAUGUAAUCGGAACAAGCACAGGCUGACUAAAGGCCGUACCCAAUAAUGUAUCUGUCUGUUGUUUUACUUACUACAGAUAAGAAUUUGACAUUACUUGUAUGGAGCCAAUGUCAAAAUUGUAUCUAUAGUAGGCAGACAACAGAUACAUUAUUGGGAACAGCCGUUAUGACCUUCAAAAUGCAGGUCGAUUGAUUGCAAUCAUCACAAAUUCGUACAUUAUAUAGCGUGCCAUGGAGGUUUAGCCACAAUUAGGCCGGUGAUAAAAUGCUGUUAUAGUCUUGACUAAAUAGCUAGCUAAUUAGUAGAAAAGAAUGAUAAAAUUAACUUUUUAACGUUUUGCUAGGUCCUGAUUUUAGAAAUUCGCUCUUAAGUGACUUACAGUCAAAUAAAAAAAAUACUAAGUAUGAGUCAUCUCUCCAAAAAUGGAAUACUUAGGUGAAAGAUUUAACUCAUAGUGUAAGACCUGAUUAGGAAGCAUAAAACCUUAGGUAUAAAAUAUGAUAUCUAUUAAUUAUUCAUGAUAGCUAUUACGCCGUUUUAAAAUCUUAAUAUAACAAAGGCUGCCUUUCAAUUAAUUGUGUGUAGAUAGAACUGCCUGCUUAUAGCUUGGUGCAAACAUGAUUAUCAAAAUUGAAUCAUGAUAAAUGUUAUGUAAAUUUCGUAGAUACAUGAUUGUUAAAUAAAUAAUCAUCCGUCCAUUCCGCCAUUGCCUGAUGCAAUUAAUAACGUGUAAGUUAUUAUAAGAAAAAAAAACCUUGUAUUUUUUCACUACUAUUCAUAUAAAUGUAAGUUCAAAUAAAUUGUAAAUAAAUCGAACAGAUUUUGAAACAAACUUUAAGUCGCAUGCAUAUUAGCAUUUCAAAUAAAUAGUUACGAUUACGCCUUUAAAUCUUUUGAACUAAAGUACAGUUUGCUUGCAGUAAUGAAAUAGCGUUGUUACUGUAUGUAAAUCGGCCUAUACGAUGUUAUAGAAAUAGUGAUUUAUCGUGAUUAAACAAUAAAAAUGCUGAUUCGAUUUGCAUAA
This is a messenger RNA of Helicoverpa zea (corn earworm), 3359 nucleotides long. RefSeq lists its product as uncharacterized. Gene Ontology annotation, molecular function: amino acid transmembrane transporter activity. The record is from RefSeq and is a predicted model, not a curated record. The transcript has 13 exons. NCBI's taxonomy places the organism in Eukaryota, Metazoa, Arthropoda, Insecta, Lepidoptera, Noctuidae. Gene Ontology annotation, cellular component: plasma membrane. Bases 202 to 2214 code for a protein of 670 amino acids. Gene Ontology annotation, biological process: amino acid transport.